AUGGCCAGCAUGAUGAGAGUUUUUCUGAUACUCCUUUGGACCAUGAGCUUGGUUCAGCCAAAUGUACCUCAAGCUGCAGAAGUUCAGGUUUUCCCACCGGUUAACUUCACCAUUACAGUCUCAGCGUUAGCACAGGUACUUUUACACUGGAAACCAAACCCUAAUCAAGAACGAAAAAACUACACUAUUAGAUACGAUGUGAAAAUCCUAAGCCCUGUGCCUGAAGAGUAUGAUACAAAGAAGACUCACAGUAUCCGAACAGCUGCACUUCACAACGGUUUCUCUGCACACAUACGGACGUUACUUCUCCAUAAUGACCUUCAGAUGAGAAGUGACUGGGUCAAGGAAAAACUCCCACCUCCACCAGGUGCUCCAGAGACCUCUGUCACUAACUUGUCCUGUGUUACUCGCAUCACCAUUUCUAGUUCUGUUUCUCUCCAUUGCACUUGGCUUCCUGGCCGAGGGGCACCAGAGGAUACAGAGUACUUUCUAUUUUACAGGUAUGAGACAUACACAGAAGAAUGUCAAGAUUAUUUCAAAGACAAGUGGAACAGGAAUACUGAGUGCAGAUUUUCAGUGACUCAUAUUGAUCCUGAAGAGAUUGACAAACUCAUUGUAAUACACAUUAAUGGGUCUAGCAAGUAUGCUGCAAUUAAACCUUUUCAGCAGUUAUUUAACCAAAAUGCCAUUGAGAAAGUGAAUGUUCCCAGAAAUGUCACUGUAUUCUUAGAGCAAAAUGAUCUCCUGGCCACAUGGGAGAAGCCAAUUUCUCCUUUCGAUAAAGAAUGUUUUGAAUACGAAUUUUACCUCUUCAACUUGAAGUCAGGUAACAAGCAGAUACUGAAAAUAUCCUCAAAUGACUUCCAAUUACCGAUUGAUGUUACCAGCAGGUAUUCCAUACAAAUAAGGGCUAAUCAUCACAUAUGUUGUACGAGAGGAUUUUGGAGUGACUGGAGUGAAAUUAUUUAUGUUGGGCAAAACAAACUGGAGAAUUCCGUAGCCUGGAUUCUUGCUGUACUUUGUGCGUCCACUUUGCUUGUUGCUAUAAUAUGCAAAAUAAACCACGUAUGGAGUAAACUGUUUCCACCAAUUCCAACACCCAGCAACAAAUUCAGAGAUCCCUUCCCAAAUGACUACGAGAGAGCACGCACCUGCACCAGUGAGACGGAGACCGAGUUCGGCAGCUUCGCUGAAGAUUUUUACUGCAGUGCCCUCGACGACUCUGUCUUCUGA
Eurypyga helias (sunbittern) is the source of this 1233-nucleotide messenger RNA. RefSeq names its product interleukin 5 receptor, alpha (gene IL5RA). Gene Ontology annotation, biological process: immunoglobulin mediated immune response; cytokine-mediated signaling pathway. Lineage: Eukaryota; Metazoa; Chordata; Aves; Eurypygiformes; Eurypygidae. Gene Ontology annotation, cellular component: external side of plasma membrane; membrane. The transcript has 10 exons. Gene Ontology annotation, molecular function: protein binding; cytokine receptor activity. The record is from RefSeq and is a predicted model, not a curated record. Bases 1 to 1233 code for a protein of 410 amino acids.